Rhizoctonia solani is the source of this 2652-nucleotide messenger RNA. Its product is annotated as SGT1-ecdysoneless-like protein. Gene Ontology annotation, cellular component: nucleus. The record is from RefSeq and is a predicted model, not a curated record. The coding region runs from base 1 to 2652 and encodes 883 amino acids. The transcript has 10 exons. NCBI's taxonomy places the organism in Eukaryota, Fungi, Basidiomycota, Agaricomycetes, Cantharellales, Ceratobasidiaceae.
AUGGAUGCCUUUAAGCUGGCACCGCAAGUAGCAGAAGACACUCUAGAGUAUUCACUGUAUCCUAAAACCUAUGGUGAAUCACCAGCCACUUUGAGAACACUGAUACUUGAUUAUGUGACUGAGCUAUUACCCUCAAAUUUCUUGUGGCACCGUGAUUCAUUCGAGAUUACUGUACAAAAUUCUGGCCAAGAUAAUUCCAGACCUCUCGCAGCCACUAAUGAAUGGAACUUCUAUGGACGUAUGCGUGUUGGAGACUGUGUCGAUGAUGAGUGGUGCGCGGUAUGGUUGUUAAGAGAAAUUAGCAUGAAGUGGGACUUGGCUGUGAGUGUACACGAUACGGACGGAGAAUUUCUUCUCAUCGAGGCCGCAGACGUUCUACCCGCAUGGAUAACACCUGAAAAUGCGGAGAGCAGAGUCUGGAUCUAUCAAGGGCACCUGCACGUCAUCCCCCUCUCAUACACCUCGGACCCUAGCACACGGCCCAUGCAAUACACCAGUGGCUUGAACGAUGAUUUUGACGCUCAAACCCCGGCAGAGGAAUAUCUCUCUGUGGCGGAUGCAGUGAGACUCAUUUUCGACGACAAUACGGCUACAAAGGCAGACGCCAGCGUCGAGCAAGCAGCUUUGAAUCGGGUCGUCAAAUAUCCCUCUGCCUUAUCACAACACAUUCAUCGAACGAGGGCAUACUUACCCAUCGACGUUGCUCGAGCAUUAUCGGUCAAUCCCUCACUAGUUCAACGUGCUGUAGAGACAUUCUACACUCGUGACGGCCUGCAACUUAGGGCGGCUCAAAAAAUGGCCAGAUUCUCACCAAAACCUGACGUACUAACGGUAGUCUCAAUGACAAGACCAGCAUAUGCUCAACUCGCGGGGCAAGUAUUCCAUCCUCCAAAGGUUUUCGGGGUAUGGCAGGAACAACAGGGGAGACCAGAAUACCGAUGGCGGGAUAUCGGAAUGAAGAUCGCAUGUGGAUUUGAGAUGAUGUAUGCGGAGGGUAAAUCACAGGCCAAAGCCCUCGGCGGCAACUCGAUCGAGUCGCGGGAUGCUCGUUUGGACGCAUUACGUCGUGACGAAGGCUACAAUACGUACAUUCAAGGACUCACUAAAGCGGGAUACUUUGGUAAGGAGCUUGCCGGAUCACAACUCUACAAAGAACGCGAACAGGUGGCUGCCGACAAAUACGUCGAAUUUCGGUCUAAUACGGAUGUAUCACGGCCUUCAUUUGCCGCUCACGUCGAGGAUGCUAUCAAGUUAUCUUCGGAACACCCUCUAUCUUCCUCUCAAGAGGAAGACUCAAUAGAAUGGCUCCAAAUCGAUGAGAGUACAUUUGAUGGUAUGCUGAAGCAAAAAUUUGAUCGUAAGGAUGCCAGAGGGCGGUAUGGAGACGAUGAGGAUCAAUAUGCCCAAGAUCAGGCAGCUAAACUCCAAGAACUAGCCAAAAAGGUCGAAGGGUUUGUAGAAGGCAAGGGUGACUUGGAGGGGGCACGUUUCGAAGAUGAUAUUCUGGAGGAAGAUAUGGGCCCGGAUAGCGAUGAUGAGUCGAUCACAUCGGAGCCAAACGAGGCAGAUCGGCAACAAGCCAUGGACAGCCUUGUUCCACCGUUGGAGCCAGGAGAUUAUGGUCAAAUGCCUGCCUCAUACAGUAAUUCGCAGCCGGUUAAGCCGAGCACCCUCGAGACGGAGAAACAUAUGUCGGAAGGGGAGGAAAUGCCUGCACUAGGAGAAUCAACCCCCGAUUCUAAACUCUCUAUUAUUGACGCAUACAAGACCUCUACAUCAGCGGCUCAUGAUAUGGAUCAUCAAUCUGAACAAAAAAGUCGCGAAAAGCUAUUAAGGCGCGCACUCUUGCCUCGCGACCGUUUCGAUGGCGUAGAGUCAGACGAUGAUACUGACCCAGAAGACGCGGAAUCUACCCUCAACACGUUGCCUGAUGACAGCGACAGUGAAGAAGACCGACCUACUGUUGUUGGAGAAGUUGAAAUCGAUAUGGACGAUGAACAGGAAGAAUUCAUCAAGUUUUCUCGAGAAGCACUUGGGAUCGACGAUGUACUGUGGAGCAAGAUUAUGGAAGAGCGGAAAAGUCGCGGAGCCUUUGUCCCGAGCGGUCUUACGAAAAACGUUGCAUCAGCAAGUUCUCGUGCACCAACGGCAACUAAAAGCUCCACUGGGAACGAAAUGCACUGGCUGGACGAUACACCUAAACAAAACGUCCCACGUUCAUCAACGACGGGCCCGAACCUCCGCGCCAAUCCAAAACUCGAUUCCUUCGAGGCGGUUAUGGAGGCUAUGGAAGCGGAGCUCAACUCUUCCCGGACCAAACCAAAUACAAGUACUAAGUCGUCGGCAUUGAAAGAUCCCCAAAACAAAGGAAAAAGGAAAGCGGAAGAUAAGAAGAACUCGGGCAAACAAAUGAGAAUUGCCGAUGAUGAACACGGCAUGGAGGAUAUCGAAACCGCGAUGGAGCGCGAAUUACGCGAGGUGCUGGAUGGGGGCGAUAACAGCGAUGAAGAUGGUGAAGUGUCGAUGGAUUACAAUCUCAUCAAGAAUUUUCUCGAGAGCUUCAAGGGCCAAGCCGGAGCGUCAGGCCCAGUUGGUAAUCUGGCAGGCCGCCUCCAGCAAGGGUGGGCUCUUCCGCGCGAUAACGAUGCUUGA